AUGAUCUUCAUUUGGAUGUUCCUGACAAUUUCUGGAACUCUGCAGACUACCACAGCAAGCACUCCGUUUCCUCCAGGGAGAACCACACCAAGUGGGCUGGCAUUGCGACUGGUGAAUUCAUUUAGCAGAUGUGAGGGUCGUGUUGAAGUCUAUUACGCAGGAUCCUGGGGGACAGUGUGUGAUGAUUCUUGGGAUCUCAAUGACGCCAAUGUUGUGUGCAGGCAGCUUGGAUGUGGAUAUGGUGUUGCAGCAAAGACCAAUGCCUAUUACGGUCAAGGCUCAGGAAAUAUUGUUCUGGAUGAUGUGAGAUGCAAAGGAUGGGAAUACAGUCUAUGGGACUGUCCUCAUUCAGGAUGGCUCUCUCAUAACUGUGGUCAUUCUGAAGAUGCCGGUGUCAUCUGCUCAGAGAGCACUACACCCACUUAUGAAACUAAUACAACCAUUCCUGACACCACAACUACGACGCCAGAGCCAACCACCACCUUUGAAACAAUCAGUGAUGAGCUGGUGCUAGGACUUGCAAAUGGGCCAAACCACUGUGCAGGUCGUGUUGAAAUCCUUUACUAUGGAGGCUGGGUAAAAGUUUGUGGUGAUUUGUGGGACAUGAACGAUGCACGAGUUGUGUGCAGGCAACUGGGCUGUGGCGAGCCUGUUGCUGCUCUGAGAAAUAGCUAUUUUGGAGAAGGCUGGGCAAGUCCUUGGAUGACUAAUGUGAACUGCAUUGGCUCUGAAGACUUUUUGUGGUCUUGCCCUUAUGAACACCCACACUAUUCAUGUGGCGUUUAUGGAGAUGCUAGUGUCAUAUGUGCAGGUUCUGGACUAACAGCGCCUCCAGAAACAGAGCUGGCAUUGCGACUGGUGAAUUCAUUUAGCAGAUGUGAGGGUCGUGUUGAAGUCUAUUACGCAGGAUCCUGGGGGACAGUGUGUGAUGAUUCUUGGGAUCUCAAUGACGCCAAUGUUGUGUGCAGGCAGCUUGGAUGUGGAUAUGGUGUUGCAGCAAAGACCAAUGCCUAUUACGGUCAAGGCUCAGGAAAUAUUGUUCUGGAUGAUGUGAGAUGCAAAGGAUGGGAAUACAGUCUAUGGGACUGUCCUCAUUCAGGAUGGCUCUCUCAUAACUGUGGUCAUUCUGAAGAUGCCGGUGUCAUCUGCUCAGGUGUUUUUGAUCUCAGACUGGUGAAUGGCCAGAACAGAUGUGAGGGCCGUGUUGAAAUUUAUGCCAAUGGAACUUGGGGGACAGUCUGUGAUGAUUUAUGGGACAUAAAUGAUGCUCAAGUUGUAUGCAGGCAGCUUGGAUGUGGAUCAGCCAUUUCUGCACCAGGAAGUGCCCGAUUUGGUCAAGAGUGCAGUGGAAAUGAAUACUUUGUCUGGCAAUGUCAACAGAGAGGGUGGGGCAUACAUAACUGUGGCCACAGUGAAGAUGCCAGUGUGAUUUGUUCAGGGUUGGCAUUGAGACUGGUGAAUUCAUCUAGCAGAUGUGAAGGUCGUGUUGAAAUUUAUUACCAAGGAUCAUGGGGAACAGUCUGUGAUGAUUUCUGGGAUCUCAGUGAUGCAGAUGUUGUGUGCAGGCAGCUUGGAUGUGGACAUGGUGUUGCAGCAAAGACAAGUGCCUUUUAUGGUCAAGGCUCAGGAAAUAUUGUCCUGGAUAACGUGGGUUGCAGAGGAUGGGAAUACCGUCUAUGGGACUGUCCUCAUUCAGGAUUGCUGUCUCACAACUGUGGUCAUCAUGAAGAUGCCGGUGUCAUCUGUUCAGUUCCUACUACUACUCCAACAUGGCUGCCUUCAACAGCAAAAUAUACUUGUGGUGGUGUCCUUCAGUAUUCAUCUGGGACAUUUCAAAGCCCAUUCUAUCCUGAAAAUUAUCCAAACAACGCAGACUGUGUGUGGGAAAUAGAAGCAGUGAGCAAUUACCGUGUAACACUUUCAUUUAGAGAUAUAGUGACAGAAGGUGGUAGAUGCCAGUAUGAUUAUAUUGAGAUAUAUGAUGGGCCACUCCAUACCUCUCCUUUACUGGGGAAAAUUUGUUCUGGUUCCUAUCUCACAUAUACAUCGUCCUCAAACUUGAUGACAGUUCGAUUUCACAGUGACUCAAGUGUCACAAAGAAAGGGUUCCGUGCUGACUAUUACACCAUUCCAGCAGAUCAGAAUACUACUCUUCUGUGCUUGCCAGAAUACAUGCGUGCAGUUGUUAACAGAGCCUAUCUCCACUCACAAGGCUACGCUGCAUGGGAUGUCAGCUUGAAUGACCCUUAUUGUAAACCAAUUGUUACACCAAACUACGUUAUAUUCAACAUACCAUACAAUGGCUGUGGCACAAGACGAGAGGGAAACAACAACACUAUCAUCUAUUCCAACUUGAUCAAAGCAAUCUCUUCUGGUUACAUAAUCAAAAGGCAAAAAGAUCUUCAUUUGCAUAUCAACUGCAAAAUGCUCCAAAAUAGAUGGAUAGAAAUAAUAUAUGUUGCUGAGGAUGUUACUGAGGUCAAUGAAACUCAGUAUGGCAGAUACGACGUGAACAUUUCAUUUUAUGAAUCACCAUCCUUCUCAUGGCCAGUGUAUGAUUCUCCAUACUACGUUGACUUGAACCAGAAUUUAUUCCUUCAAGCUUCAAUUCACAGCUCUGACCCAAAUCUGGUGUUGUUUUUGGACACGUGUGUUGCAUCACCUGAUCCCAAUGAUUUUACAACAGUAACCUAUGACAUUAUGAAGAGUGGAUGUGUUAGAGACCCUACCUACAGGACAUACUAUUCAUCCUACAGCUCCACAAUACGGUUCAAAUUUAAUGCCUUCAAGUUUAUUAACCAAUAUUCAUCAGUUUACCUUCAGUUUAAAAUGGUGGUGUGCAGGGUAUAUGAUUAUUCUUCCCGAUGCUACCAGGGCUGCAUAACCAGGUCCAAGAGAGAUACCAGCUCUUACCAAGAAGAGGUGGAUGUUGUUGUUGGGCCUAUUCAGCUUCGGAAAGAUGGCACUAAGAACAGGAAUGCUGGUAAAUUUAAAUACACUAAACACAAGAGAAGGUUAAGUGUGACUUUGAGCAUUCUCAGUGUGGCCCCCUCCAAUGACCAGUCUGGGCAAACUGCAAAGAAUAGGGCAGACAAUCCCCCAAACUGGUGGUUUAUUCCUAUAAUUAGAUUCACCAAGCCAGUAACAAAACAGCUUCUGUACUACGUACCAAGAAGCUAAAAUACAGUUUCUUUUAAGCAAUCCAGCAUUUGGCUCCCACCCUGAGAACAAAGU
Molecule: messenger RNA, 3234 nt
Organism: Caretta caretta (loggerhead turtle)
Lineage: Eukaryota; Metazoa; Chordata; Testudines; Cheloniidae
Source: RefSeq, a predicted model, not a curated record